Messenger RNA from Dendrobium catenatum, 2019 nucleotides. Its product is annotated as transcription factor ABA-INDUCIBLE bHLH-TYPE-like. The transcript has a single exon. The coding region runs from base 179 to 1678 and encodes 499 amino acids. Gene Ontology annotation, molecular function: transcription cis-regulatory region binding; protein dimerization activity; DNA-binding transcription factor activity. Gene Ontology annotation, biological process: regulation of DNA-templated transcription. The record is from RefSeq and is a predicted model, not a curated record. Lineage: Eukaryota; Viridiplantae; Streptophyta; Magnoliopsida; Asparagales; Orchidaceae. Gene Ontology annotation, cellular component: nucleus.
AACCCAUCUGCCUUCUUCCUGGGCACUUCGCUACACUUUCCCCUUCCCCUUCACGCAACUGCCGGGCCCGCGCAUGAAGUUUCAUUGAGUAGAGAGAACGAAGAAGAAGACGAGGUGGAAGUGAAACGUCCGUCUGCUCACUAAUUAGGGCAUCGCGCUGCCUUCUUGGGCUUCCAACAUGGGAACUUGCGGUCUCGACGGAGGAGUGGUAAACGGUGUCGCCUGGUCGGACGAAGAGCAGUCCAUGGCGGUCGCCGUUCUAGGCCCCAACGCCUUCGAGUACCUCACGACCUGCCACGUGUCCCCUGACAGUCUCUUCUCCGCAUCUGGCGCCGCCGUCGCUGACCUUCAGACGAAGCUCGUCAACCUCGUGGAAGCCUCUGGCGGCGACGGCUGGUCCUUCGCCAUCUUCUGGCAAAUUUCCCGGUUUAAAUCCGGCGAUCUGGUACUUGGAUGGGGAGAUGGGCAUCUCCGUGAGCCAGAAAUCGAGAGUCUUUGUUCCGUCGAUGAUGUGCAGCAGAAGAGGAGGAAGCGGGUGCUGCAGAAACUUCAUUUACUCCACGGCGGAUCCGACGAUGAGAAUUACGCUCUCCGACUCGAUUGCGUUACUGAUGCUGAGAUGUUCUUUCUUGCUUCAAUGUACUUCGCCUUUCCCAACGGAGAGGGUGCUCCUGGCCGAGCUUUACUACACCGUAAACACAUCUGGAAUGCUCCAUCAACCGCUUCCGAGGAUUACUGUGUUCGGGCAUAUCUUGCGAGGGCUGCAGGAUUUCAUACUAUUGUUCUGGUUCCAUUUGAGAAUGGGGUUCUUGAAUUAGGGUCUGUGAAUCUUAUUCCAGAAAGCUUUGAGGCGUUGAUGAUGAUUAGGUCUGUAUUCUUCAAGGGAGCGGAGUGGCCGAAGAUCCUCGGGAAGGAUCUGAACAUUGGGCAAGCCGAGAGGCCAUUUGAGCUCAUUGCAAACAACAGAAAAGUUAUCAAUUCGAAUACAAAUCAAGGUAUUGUGCCCCAACAGUUGAAUUCUACCAAUGGGCUGAUGGUAGCGAGAGCUGAGAUUGAGCGAAAUGGGAUUGGUAUUAUUCACCAAAAGCAGCAGCUUCCGCCUGCAUCAAGGCGGAUAGAUUUCGCCUGCCUUGAGAAUUCAGAUGCGGAGGCUUCUUGCAAGGAGGAUAAACCCAGCAUAAUAGAUGAGCGCAGACCGAGGAAAAGGGGAAGGAAGCCGGCAAAUGGCAGAGAGGAGCCACUCAACCAUGUGGAAGCUGAGAGGCAGAGGAGGGAGAAGCUGAACCAGCGUUUCUAUGCUCUCAGGGCUGUUGUCCCCAACAUUUCCAAAAUGGACAAGGCUUCUCUGCUGGGUGAUGCGAUUGCUUACAUUACUGACCUCCAAAAUAAGCUUAAAGAGAUAGAAUCAGAAAGGAAGGUGACACCAGGUGUUGAAGUGCAAACAGGGCAAGAAGAAGUGAUUGUUCAGGUUACCUGCCCUUUGGACAGUCACCCUACUUACAACGUUAUUCAAGCAUUCAAGGAGCUGCAUUUCACUGCUGUCGAGUCGAAGUUGUUGACUACGGAUGAAACUGUCUUACACACCUUUGUUGUGAAGCUGCCGAGCGGCACGGAGCAGGCUGCAAAGGAGAAGCUCUUGACAGUAAUUCCUUGCCAAAUGAAUCUUCCUGGACAGUAAAAUUGAACUUUGAUGUGGCCUAAUUGAAGUGAAGAGGCAACAUUGCAUGGACAUCCAUGGUGUUAUCAUAUUUUUUCGUUGGAAAUAUUAUAGGAAUGCGAGGCAGAAUUAAUCUGCAAUGUAGCUAAUUUUUUGUAUAGAGUAUUAGCUCAAGUUGCUUAUUUUAAUUUCGCAAGGCAUUACAUGUUUUACCUUUCUAUAUAGUCUCCAGCAAUUUUAUGGAAUCUGGUGAAGUAGGUUCGAGUAGGCUGAAACAUGCCAUUAGAUUUUCUUCAGGUUUGUAUGGUUCUGCCUCGAGUAUUAUUUGAUGCUAAUUACAUUUUAUUGGAGCUUGUUAUGUA